Messenger RNA from Clupea harengus (Atlantic herring), 2653 nucleotides. RefSeq names its product PDZ and LIM domain 2 (mystique) (gene pdlim2). The transcript is spliced from 11 exons. Gene Ontology annotation, biological process: actin cytoskeleton organization; heart development; muscle structure development. NCBI's taxonomy places the organism in Eukaryota, Metazoa, Chordata, Actinopteri, Clupeiformes, Clupeidae. The record is from RefSeq and is a predicted model, not a curated record. Gene Ontology annotation, cellular component: stress fiber; Z disc; filamentous actin. The coding region runs from base 277 to 1326 and encodes 349 amino acids. Gene Ontology annotation, molecular function: muscle alpha-actinin binding; actin binding.
GGGUAGGUUUAUUUUGAUAGCAACACGUGGCAAGUGAUCUCAUGCAGUUGGGGGAGUGUUCACAGGUGAUUUUACAUCAUAGCAGAGGGCCACUUGUUUAAGUGCAAGAUAUACAGUUUGGAGCGGUCUCGCAGCUUCUGUUUGGAUGAAAAGGUGCCGUGGAACGAGCCGCAGACCACAGGUGUAAAUUUACGAGGGGUUAAUCAGUCUACCGAGCUUGAUCAGUUGCAGUAACGUCGGUGUCCUCUAGGCUUUAGUGAGAAGGCCGCUAGUCACAUGAUGGCACUGACGGUGAACCUGCUCGGCCCAUCGCCCUGGGGCUUCAGGAUAUCAGGAGGGAGGGACUUCAAGAAGGCCAUAACAGUCUCCAAGGUGAACGGAGGGAGUAAGGCGGAGAAGGCCGCCCUGCAGCCCGGCGACAUCAUCUUGGAGAUCAACGGCGAGGGCACAGGCGACAUGCUGAAUGUGGAGGCCCAGAACAAGAUCAAGAACUCCCAGAAUCAGCUGCAGCUGCUGGUGGAAAGGCCUGAUCCUCCCAUCCCUGGACUGACCAAUGGGAUCACCAGCCCAGACCAGCUGAUAGGCCGCUUCCAGGAGGCAGUAGAGGUGAGCAGGGAUGAGAAUCAGAACUACAGAGAGUACACCAUCUCCAGCCCCGCGUCGAUCUCUCCAGGCCCGUACUCUCCAGAGCCCCCUGCAAGCCCCGACAGGAAGAGCGAAAGAAUCACCCCUACCAGCACCAAGAGCCUGCAGCUGCGGUCCUGGUCCCCAGAAGAGAAGAAUCCCAAUCAUCGACUCUCCAGGCCUCUCUCUCAGGAGUUCUCCUCUCCAGAUUUGCGGUUCAACUCCGUCUCCAGUCGGACCCCCACCCCCCCCGGGCGCUACUCCCCCCACAGCCCAGUGGACCGGGAGAUGUCUGUGUCCCCCAGACGCAGGAAAAACAAGCCGGCAGUCCACAGUCAUGCGUUUAAUGAUCUGACACGGGCGGCCUGCCGACACAAGCUCCAGGCCGCCAUCCGUUUCCCAGGGAAGCUGUCCCCUAGCCCACCCAAGCCCACCCCCUCAGCUGCCGGAGUGGCCGGAGCGCAGAAGUACCAAACCUGCGAGAAGUGCGGCACCAACAUAGUCACGCAGGUGGUGCGCAUCAUGGACGACCGCUUCCGCCACCCCGAGUGCUACACCUGCACAGAGUGCGGCCUCAACCUGAAGAUGCGCGGCCACUUCUGGGUGGGCGACGAGAUGUUCUGUGAGAAGCACGCCCGCGAGCGCUACACCGGGCCCGGCAGCAACGCCCCCCGACGCCACACCGUCUCCCCCCACCACUGAAGCCCCCCCAGGCCCCAGACCACCCAGGCCCCAUCACCACACCACCACCACCACCACCACCAGCGCUCCUGUCCUACUCCACACCCCCCCCCCCCCAGGGCUGGUACCCCACUGCUACAGACUCUGAGCUAUGGACUGUGGAUCAGAUGGGAGAGAAGAGGAAUGGGAGGUGGGGUACGGAGGGGUACGGAGGGGUACGGAGGGGUGGGAGUGAUGCUGUUAGACACGCCUUUGAGUUUGUAUCAAGUGCCUCUCAGCACGCAUUGAGUUUAGUCAUGGCAUUUACCUUUCCAGUAAUUGUAUAAAGGAUGAACUUUUUCUUUUUUUCCCCUUCGGUUUUUCUGUACCUGCUUUUGUUUCUAUAUCGCCCUAUCCUCGAAUGGGUGCCAUCUUGUGCUCAAAUGAGUUGUACAGUCCCAUCUUCUGCAGCGUCUAUACUCUGAACAGCCCCAGAAAGGGUGAGUUGUGUUCACAGCUGUUGCGUUUAAAAUGGCUCACAGGACUGGCUUCCUGUGGUAGAGAGCAUGACAUCCGAUGGAGUCUAUGCUCAUCAUUUAUACCUUCAUCUCCUGCACCCGAAGGGAAGGAGCAGCAUUUACCACAAACAUACAUGGAACGGAAUGAUUUCAGGGGUGUGAAGGGAGACUUUCACGAGUGUGUGGUGCGUGUGUGUGCGUGUGCGUGUGCGUGUGCGUGUGCGUGUGUGUGUGUGGUGAGUGUGUGCAUGCGUGCGUGUGUAUGUUCUAUCUGUUUAAAAUGAGUCAGGAUUUUGGGUCAUUGCUUUGAAGGGAUGAUUAAGAUGCCAUUGUAGUUGCUUCUUUGCUUGUUGUUUUUCCCUCUAAAAGGCAUUUGAAAAGGUUGCUUGCUUUAAGUUAGCAGUGCACAACACAUUUAAGAGUGGUGUUCUUUCCUUUCACAGACAUUAAACAAGGGAAUAUAUCAGACAAAAUAUGUCAUUAUAUGUAAAUAUGUAUUUUCCCAUAAACGAUAUGUAUUAGAUUUCUCAUUUAUUUGUGUGAGCAGGGUUUGCAUGUUUUUCUUUGUGCGUGUUCUUUGCAUAUUUCUUUUUUUAGGAUUGUUGGUGCUCGGAUGCAUCCUCUUCCCAUGAGGGGACAGUGCCUUCGCCAGGAACACUGAAGUGGAUUUUUUUUUUUUUUUUUACACAUCAUUUUCAUUUGUUAAAACACGAGCAUACGAUUCCUUUUCUGAAACCCAGAGCACCGUUCUAGUGGUGCUCUCGGCACCCACUGAAACUAGUGAUGAAAGCAGUAGCCUCUGUGCCAAUAUACUACUCCUACGCUUCAAAUAUACAAGUUGUUGAUACCUA